AUGUCUCUUCCUGCUCUGCGCUCCUGGUUUGCUCCUGCUCGCUGUUGCUCCAGGAACCUACGUGUCUUUGCAGCACGGCAUGCAUCCACAGACGCAUCUUCGCCCGACAGACUAGACACUCCGGAGGAAUGGACAGAGUUUCAGCUCCAGCGAGCAGAAUUCAAAAUGCUAGCCGACGCAUUCGAACCUUAUGGCUCCGUUCAGUCUCCGGAAGACACCUGGAAACCUAGCCAUGGUCUUCACAAACCACCCGCGGAAGGGACGGUGUCGGCGCUCCUCGCUUCGGGUGCUCACCUCGGUCAUUCGCGGUCCCUAAUGAACCCAAAUUUUAUGCCAUACGCGUACGGAGUGCGGGCAGGCGUAACCGUCAUCGACCUCGACCAAACAUUACCGCUCCUGCGCCGGGCGGCGAAGCUUGUUCGCGCAAUUGCCUACGCGGGCGGCCAAGUAGUCUUCAUCGGCACUCGACCAGACCUGCGACCGGUCGUCCAAAAAGCAGCACAGCGCCUAGGGGGACAAGGCUUCUACGUUGGUGAAAGGUGGCUUCCAGGGACUUUGACCAACAAGAUGCAACUUUACGGAGCUGACGUUGUCAAAGACCAAAAAGUUACACCCGAUCUCGUUGUCCUUCUCAAUCCCCUCGCAAACAUGAAUGCCAUUCGCGAAUGCGCAAUCGAACACGUCCCCACCAUUGGCGUCAUCGACUCGAACGCAGACCCGAGAAUCGUAAUGUACCCUAUACCGGCCAACGAUGAGAGCACACGAGCAGCGGAGUUGAUCGCUGGUGUACUCAGUAUCGCGGGACGGGAGGGAGCGUCGCUGCGCAGGGCAGAAGCAGAGAGAGAGCAAGAGCACACACGAGAUAGACGGUCACGGCAAUCCAAGCAACAGUACAACACGUUCGACUACUAA
Molecule: messenger RNA, 912 nt
Organism: Pleurotus ostreatus (oyster mushroom)
Lineage: Eukaryota; Fungi; Basidiomycota; Agaricomycetes; Agaricales; Pleurotaceae
Gene: MRP4
Product: 37S ribosomal protein, mitochondrial
Exons: 2
Coding region: 1-912 (303 amino acids)
Biological process (GO): translation
Cellular component (GO): ribosome; mitochondrial small ribosomal subunit
Molecular function (GO): structural constituent of ribosome
Source: RefSeq, a predicted model, not a curated record